CUUUCACCACCGAGUUUAGCUUACAAAUAAUUUAAAAAAAAAAAAAACACCCAAAUCCCUUCAAACCCAAAGCUCAAUCUCUCUCUCUUUCUUUUAUUUUAUUUUAUUUAUAUUUGUUUGUUUUGUUGCUGUUUGUUUGCCUUGGUUUUUUACACCAUGGAGCUUCAACUGUGUCUCGCUCUUCCAGGCAUUAAUCCCGUCAAGAAAUUCGACCUUAACAACAACUUUGUUUUCGAUCCUCAAGACCACCACCUCAUCACCAACCAAUCCUCCUCAAACCCAUAUUGCUUUCUACUACCAACACACACUGCUACUACUACUACUGCUACUACUACUACUGCUGCUACUUUUGAAGACGUUAACACCAAGAAAAAACGCAGCUUUUGCCAAGCUUUUCUCGACCACAACGAAACCGUGCCUCCUCCAACACUACCUCUGCUUCCCUGGAACAACCAUCCUAACGACGAUGAAGACGACCUCCCCAAACACCUCCAUAACUUCAGCUCCCAAUCUUCCAUUAAUAUCAAAGAGGAGGGAGAUGGAGAUGGUGUGGUGGGUUGGCCACCGGUUAAGCCGUGGAGGAAGAAAUGCGUUUGGUGGCAUGGGUUUAACAAUGGCAGUGGAAGGACGACGGUGGGGAAUGGGUGUGGGUGUGGAGGUAGAGUUUCCAACUCUAUGUACGUCAAGGUCAAAAUGGAUGGAGUAGCAAUUGCAAGAAAGGUUAAUUUGAGCCUCCACCAUUCCUUUCAAACACUCUUACACACCUUGAUGAACAUGUUUGCAAAAUGUCAAGAGGACUCCGAUAAUUAUAAACUCACUUAUCAAGACAGAGAAGGAGACUGGUUAUUCGCUGAUCAGGAUGUUCCUUGGAGGACAUUUACAAGGUCGGUGCAACGUCUGAAAUUGGUGAAGAGGAGCCACUGAUAUAUGAAAGUGACACAAGUAGCUAGUGCCGGUUCAUCAGAUUCAGCUCCUUUAAUUUGCUCUAGCUACAUUCCUUAAUAUUGGACCCAUAUUAUAUAUAUAUAUAUAUAUCUAUAUAUAUAUGGGGAUUACUUAAUCUCCUUUUUUCACAUGAAUUUUGAAUGACUCUAGUAUUAUGUGUAUGUAAAAUAUAGGUUACCUAGAAAUCCUAAUCAUGUCAGUUGUAUUGUAUAUUUAUAUUUAUGUUUACUACCUUUCUAGACUAUAUAAGGGCAACAAUAUUAAUAGAAUUAGACUUGCUUACAUUGUUGCUAACCAUUUUCAGAGCAUUUUGUCAAAUAAUUUAUUUAUUAUUUAUUUUUGUUAUUAUUAUUAUUCU
Molecule: messenger RNA, 1303 nt
Organism: Ziziphus jujuba (common jujube)
Lineage: Eukaryota; Viridiplantae; Streptophyta; Magnoliopsida; Rosales; Rhamnaceae
Product: auxin-responsive protein IAA29-like
Exons: 4
Coding region: 157-924 (255 amino acids)
Biological process (GO): regulation of DNA-templated transcription
Cellular component (GO): nucleus
Molecular function (GO): protein binding
Source: RefSeq, a predicted model, not a curated record